AUGUGCUGGUACUGGUUCCUUUUACUCAUCUUAACUUUAGCUCUGUUCACUUGCAUCCUUAGUGGCAGAGGGAGAUCCAAGUCCUCGCUUUCACGUUCUGGCAGAGCUGCAACCUUGCAUGAUGUCCAGGCUGGAAAACAGUGCACUCUUGCAGAUUUGUUACCUAGGCAGCAACCGGAUGUCAUUGACCUAGAAGCUCCUGCAGCAGGGCUGGAGGUUGAUUUUCAAGCUGCCAACAUGCUUUCACUGCUCCACAAUUCACCUUCUCCACCUCCACCUGUGCCCAUACCGCCACCACCUCCCAUAUCCGAUGCUAACGAGGACAACACCGGACAGCAGGCUCUUGGACCCACCAAAAAAUGUCCAAAGGUUGUGGUGCCAUCAGCUCCCACAGGCCCUGCAGAACCCGCCACCAAUGCUGACCCUGGGCCCUCAACCGCCAUCACCACCACUGCUACCAAGACACCAUCCCGGCUUCAAGUGCCAAGGCGGAAGCUUCAGCCUUUUCCUGAAGGCUGCAAGCAUCCGGAAGGAACUUCCGGUGAGGACAAGGGUUUCCUAGCACAGGCCAGCAGUGACAACUUCUCCAGCUGGGCUUACUUCAAGAAUCAGACAGGAACACAACGAGAUGGCAAGGUGUACUUCACAGCAACCUGCUGGCACUGUUCAUGGCAUCAGAAGAAGGAAUUCAACUUAGUCCGUUGUGCCUGGGAUCGCUCGGCCAUCACAGACCAUGAGAGGAGGGAAAAGCACAGCAAAGCCGUGACAGCUUAUAAGGAUAGGAGGGCCCAGGAGACUCAGCAGCAGCUGAUGGCAUCCAUGACUCAGAUUGGGGACGAGGCAUUGAUGGCUUUGUUUGGGGCCACCUAUACUGUCAUUGCUACUGGGAUGCCAUUCACUCACUACGAGAAGCUAUGCGAGCUCCUAGUGUUUGCCAACACCCCUAACAUCUCCACCAAGUAUGAUGAUCCUCAUGUGUUGGGGAGGUUCACGGCGUGCUUUUCCCCCCUCUUGUAG
Volvox carteri f. nagariensis is the source of this 1017-nucleotide messenger RNA. RefSeq lists its product as uncharacterized. The transcript has a single exon. Bases 1 to 1017 code for a protein of 338 amino acids. NCBI's taxonomy places the organism in Eukaryota, Viridiplantae, Chlorophyta, Chlorophyceae, Chlamydomonadales, Volvocaceae. The record is from RefSeq and is a predicted model, not a curated record.